Molecule: messenger RNA, 2065 nt
Organism: Sardina pilchardus (European sardine)
Lineage: Eukaryota; Metazoa; Chordata; Actinopteri; Clupeiformes; Clupeidae
Gene: ccnb3
Product: cyclin B3
Exons: 14
Coding region: 190-1629 (479 amino acids)
Biological process (GO): mitotic cell cycle phase transition; regulation of cyclin-dependent protein serine/threonine kinase activity
Cellular component (GO): cyclin-dependent protein kinase holoenzyme complex; cytoplasm; nucleus
Molecular function (GO): cyclin-dependent protein serine/threonine kinase regulator activity
Source: RefSeq, a predicted model, not a curated record
UCAGCACAGAGCGUGGAUGUUUUGGAUUUUGCGAGAGCGCAUUCAUGGUUUUUGCGAGCUCCAACCGGGAUUCUAUCGAAAAAGAGAAGGCAUUUAUCUAAUGUUAUAGAGGCGAUUCAUAUUUCAACUCACUGGAGGAAUUGCAGUGUAAACGGAUCACAUUUCUAACUGGAACAUCCGCUUGCAGAUAUGCCGUUUUCAAGGGGGAAGAAACCAGUUGCAAUCAGCAAGAUUCCCAAAAUCCACUCGAAAGCAACAGAGAAUCAGGAGGUGACUCAGGUCAAAAGGUCUUCCUCUCCACCCAAGGGUGCCCCUAAGAAGAGAACAGCCUUCAUCGACAUAACCAAUGCCUUCUCUCAGUGUCUGUCCGAUACUCAUAUCGAUGAAGAUGAUGAGGUACUCCCACGAGCACACAAGAUCCAGAACAGCAUCCUUGGCAUCAAAAAGAAGGAUGCCACCAAAAAGGCACAGACAAAGCAGUCUUUGUCGGAAAGAAAUCAAGCUAAUUUGAAAAAGAACCACUCUGUGAGUUCCGAGGGUCAUUUAGAGGAGAUAAAGCAAGAAAUAAAACAGGACAUAAAGCCGGAGAUAAAACAGGAGGUAAAGCAGGAGAAGCCGCUGGCUGUGGAACCAGUGACCGAGCCUGCGUCCUGUGAUGUCCCGGUAUCACUGCUCCAGUCUUCAGAGGUAAAAGUUGAGAAAGAAGAACCAGUGGAAGAGGAACUAGUGGAAGAAGAACUUGUGGUAGAGUCCUUUAUCAUAGAAUCAAAACCCGCUCAUCUGCUCCCUCCAGAGGUGCCCCCUGAGUUUGACAUAGACUCUGCAAACCAAGAUGACUGCACGCUGGCACCAGAGUACGCCAAAGAAAUCUUCGACUACCUCAAGAAAAGAGAGGAAAAGUUCAUGCUUGAUGACUACUUGCCUGUGCAGCCAAGCAUUACAGAGAACAUCAGGGCUAUUCUUGUGGACUGGAUGGUGGAGGUGCAGGAGAACUUUGAGCUGAACCACGAGACGCUCUACCUGGCCGUGAAGCUGACGGAUCACUACCUGGCUUGCGCGCCCUGCGGCAGGGACCUGCUGCAGCUGAUUGGCUCCACCGCCAUGCUGAUCGCUGCCAAGUUCGAGGAGCGAUGCCCUCCGUGUGUCGAUGACUUCCUGUACAUCUGUGACGACGCCUACAAGCGUCCUCAGCUCAUCACCAUGGAGGCCAACAUCCUGCAGGCGCUCAACUUCGACAUCAACAUCCCCAUCUCGUACCGCUUUCUCCGCCGCUUCGCCAAGUGUGUGGGGGCUAACAUGGAGACGUUGACGUUGGCACGGUACGUGUGUGAGCUGAGCCUGCAGGAGAUGAGCUUUGUGAGUGUGAGGGGAUCCAUCCUGGCCUGCGCAUGCCUACUCAUCGCCCUGGUGACCAAGGACAUCUGCGGAUGGAGCCCCAUCCUGGUGUUCCACUCCGGGUACAGUGUGGAGGAGGUGGCCCCGGUCGUCAGGCAGCUCCACGCCAUGCUCACGAGCCAGAGCAGCAACAAGCUAGAGGCCGUCCGCAGCAAAUACUCGCACCAAGUGUUCUUUGAGGUUGCAAAAAUGCCACUUGUGAGUCUGGAGAAGCUGGAGCAGUUCUUGCAGUGAUGCGAUGGCUUCCCCAUUCCAGUGCUACAGAAGGACUUGUGGAUCACACCCCAACUUUGUAAAAUAAAUAAAACUCUAUAUUUAUAUUGUAUAUUCAAGCCAUUUUAAAAUAAAAAAGCUUUUUUUUUUUGUAAAUGUCUUGUGCUGAUGUUGAUAUGCAUUUGUUUUUUUUGUGUGCGUUUGAAAAUACUAAGUCCUAGUAAGCUAGUAGGAUGUGAAAAAAAAAAUGUUACGGUGAGUUAUUUUAAAAAGAUAUUAGUAUGAUGGAAAGUCGCUGAAAGUAUUCUAAUAAUUCUCAAAUGGUGGUUUUAAAUAAUAUAAUGUUUACUGUGUUCUGUUUUGUCCUUUUAUAUGUUUAUAUGUACAGUUGAUCAUGUUUAAUGUGAAAGUUGUCCAGUUUGUCAAAUAAACCAGUUUUUUUAUGCAUGUUUUAAAA